Messenger RNA from Macrosteles quadrilineatus (aster leafhopper), 3580 nucleotides. RefSeq names its product cleavage and polyadenylation specificity factor subunit 1-like. The annotation marks the transcript as partial. NCBI's taxonomy places the organism in Eukaryota, Metazoa, Arthropoda, Insecta, Hemiptera, Cicadellidae. Gene Ontology annotation, cellular component: mRNA cleavage and polyadenylation specificity factor complex; nucleus. Gene Ontology annotation, molecular function: nucleic acid binding; protein binding. The transcript is spliced from 22 exons. The record is from RefSeq and is a predicted model, not a curated record.
UCUUAUAGAAUUAGAAACGAGUACGGUAAACAAUGCAGUUAAAAAAUGUUUUAGGAUCUCUAAUUACAUUAACUUGAGGUUACUCUUUUUGCGGCUCUUAUGUGUUUUUUAUAAGCAAAUGCAUAAGUGAAAGUGAUUCUAAUCAAAGCCGGGAGGCUUUUCUGGAACUCUGUUCAAAUCAUAAAUAGGGAAACUCAACCAUAUCAGAAUGUUUUCGAUAUGCAAAACAACCCAUCCUGCCACUGGGAUAGAACACGCCAUUACUUGCAACUUCUUCAACAGAUCGGAGAAGUCAUUGGUGGUUGCUGGAGCAAAUAUAAUUCGUGUCUUACGUUUGAUACCAGAUGUAGAGACAAAUAAGAAAAAGCCUAAAAAUAUGAACGUUCCUCCUAAAAUGAAGAUGGAAUGUUUGGCUACGUACACCAUGUUUGGAAACAUAAUGUCCAUGCAGUCUGUCAGUUUAGCAGGUUCAACCAGAGAUGCACUGUUGUUAAGUUUUAGAGAUGCAAAAUUAAGCGUCGUUGAGUACGAUCUGGAUACUCAUGACCUGAAAACACUUUCACUACAUUAUUUCGAAGAAGAAGAAAUACGAGGAGGAUGGACGCAACACACUCACAUCCCUAUAAUACGAGUAGACCCUGAAGGACGAUGUGCCGUAAUGCUUGUCUACGGACGACAGUUAGUAGUUCUUCCGUUCCGCAGAGAGACCAUAGGACUUGACGAAGGUGAUAUGUUGUCUGAAGAUACUACAACUACCGGCCCACAGAACAAAGCUCCCGUUCUGGCAUCCUACAUGAUAGUGUUGAAAGAUGUUGACGCCAAGCUAGACAAUAUUAUUGACAUUCAGUUUCUCUACGGCUAUUAUGAACCUACUCUGCUGAUUCUCUAUGAGCCUGUGAAAACGUUUCCAGGACGGAUAGCCGUGAGACGAGACACAUGUGCCAUGGUAGCCAUCUCUCUCAACAUUCAACAGCGGGUUCAUCCCGUGAUCUGGUCUGUGGGCAACCUGCCGAUGGACUGUACACAAGCUCUAGCAGUACGCAAGCCUCUCGGUGGAACUGUCAUAUUUUGCAUCAACUCACUCAUCUACUUGAACCAGAGCGUUCCUCCGUACGGCAUCUCUCUUAACUCUCUUACUGAGGUCUCCACAGCGUUCCCCUUGAAGAUUCAGGAGAAUGUAAAAAUGAGCUUAGAAGGAGCUCAGGCCAGCUUCAUUUCAAAUGACAGAAUCGUGAUCUCGCUCAAGAAUGGAGAACUGUACGUUCUGACCCUCCACGCAGACAGCAUGCGCAGUGUCAGGAGCUUUCAUUUUGAAAAGGCUGCUGCUAGUGUAUUGACUACUUGUACUUCCGUCUAUGCGGACAACUACUUGUUUUUGGGCUCAAGAUUAGGAAACUCGUUGUUGCUCAAGUUUACAGAGAAAAGAUCGACUGAAGGUUUCAAACCUCCUACCAUUGACCUGACUCAGCAGCCAACUAAAAAGAGAAGAAUGGAUACCCUAGGUGAUUGGAUGGCCUCCGACGUAGCAGACAUUCGAGAUCUUGAUGAGCUAGAAGUGUACGGCAGUGAAACUCAGACCUCUAUACAAUUGACCUCAUACUCGUUUGAGGUUUGUGACAGUCUGUUGAACAUCGGUCCUUGUGGUAAUGUGUCGAUGGGGGAGCCAGCCUUCCUGUCCGAGGAGUUCUCUAACAACACAGAUCCUGAUGUGGAGCUUGUAACUACUUCCGGUUACGGCAAGAAUGGUGCUCUGUGUGUGCUGCAGCGUUCUGUGAGACCACAGGUUGUUACCACGUUUGAGCUGACUGGUAUCACAGACAUGUGGAUCGUGGCAGGGAGGGAUACAAUACAGGAUGAGUCCCAAGAUCCUAUCCAUGCCUUCCUUAUUCUGAGCCAAGCUGAAUCAUCCAUGAUUCUCCAAACUGGUCAAGAAAUCAAUGAAAUGGACAGUUCAGGUUUCAACACCCAGGGCCCAACAAUUUAUGCUGGAAAUCUCGGCUCUAACAAGUAUAUCAUCCAGGUCUCUCAGAUGGGCGUUAGACUACUCCAAGGGUCGGAGCAGAUACAACACAUGCCGCUAGACCUGGGAUCUCCGUUGGUUCACGCUACCUCCGUAGAUCCUUAUGUGUUCCUGCUAACGGAGGACGGACAGGUGGUGGGUCUGACGCUGCGAGAGACUAAGUCCUCCGCUCGACUCAUCGCUAAGCAGGACAUCAUCAACUCGAAACCGCACAUAACAGCGAUGCACGCUUACCGUGAUGUGUCAGGGAUGUUUUCCUCCUUGCUCCCCGAAACUGAUUUACACCUGGACCCUGAACAGCAGUCAGCGCGAGGAAAUGUGAAAAGAGAGGUUGAUGAUGAGGACGAGUUGUUGUAUGGAGAGCCAGGAGCCGCAGAGAGGGCUGGCCCUGCCAAGAUGGCUGGCAAAGCUGCACCUUGGUGGAGCAAGUACUACAUGGAGGUGAAGGCCACCUAUUGGCUGAUAGUGACUAGAGAGAAUGGCCAUCUAGAGAUGUAUUCUGUACCUGAUCUGCUGCUCAGCUACCUGGUGGCAGGGAUAGGUACUGGGCUGAGAGUGUUGUGUGACAGUCUGGGUGCCAUCCCUACUGUGGCGCAGAGCUCUGGUGCCUCUCAUGACCAUGGUGAGCACCAAGUCCGUGAGUUGCUAGUGGCGCCCCUGGGCAACAUGAGUUCUCGUCCUCUACUGAUCUUACGACUAGACGACCAAGUUCUGCUGUAUGAGGCGUACCGUUAUCCCAAGGGCCAUCUCAAGAUGAGGUUCAAAAGAAUACAGCAGAGCAUUCUACUUCGACUCAACGAAGAGCAGAAAAAACAAAGGGGUAGACCUGGCUCGGGCCCUCGAGUAAAUCAAUUGAGAUACUUCGGCAACAUUGCUGGUUACAACGGGGUGUUUGUGUGUGGAAAUCACCCUCACUGGAUAUUCCUCACAUACAGGGGUGAGUUGCGGAUCCACCCCAUGACUAUCGAUGGCGGAGUCACUUGCUUUGCUCCCUUCAACAACGUCAACUGUCCUCAGGGCUUUCUGUAUUUCAAUCAGAAGGGUGAAUUGCGUAUCUGCGUGUUGCCGACUCACUUGUCCUACGACGCGUCCUGGCCUGUCCGGAAGGUGCCGCUACGUUGCACACCUCAUUUCAUCACUUACCAUCUGGAGAGUAAAACCUACUGUUUGGUCACCAGUACAGCUGAAACCACCAACCAGUAUUAUAAGUUUAACGGAGAAGAUAAAGAACUGUCAAUAGAAGAAAGAGACGACAGGUUUCCACUGCCUGUUCAAGAAAGAUUUAGUGUAUUGCUGUUUUCCCCCGUUUCUUGGGAAAUUAUUCCCAACACCAAGAUGGAGCUGGAGGACUGGGAACAUGUGACUUGUCUGAAGAAUGUGAGUCUAGCGUAUGAAGGAACUCGCAGUGGACUCAAGGGCUACAUAGCUCUCGGGACUAACUACAACUACAGCGAGGACAUCACCAGCAGGGGGAGGAUCCUGAUAUUUGACAUCAUUGAGGUUGUGCCGGAGCCGGGUCAGCCUCUCACGAAGAACCGGUUCAAGAUGUUGUACGCCAAG